Trematomus bernacchii (emerald rockcod) is the source of this 942-nucleotide messenger RNA. Its product is annotated as T-cell-specific guanine nucleotide triphosphate-binding protein 2-like. Gene Ontology annotation, cellular component: membrane. The transcript has 4 exons. The record is from RefSeq and is a predicted model, not a curated record. NCBI's taxonomy places the organism in Eukaryota, Metazoa, Chordata, Actinopteri, Perciformes, Nototheniidae. Bases 46 to 942 code for a protein of 298 amino acids. Gene Ontology annotation, molecular function: GTP binding.
CUUUGUAUCAACGUUGCAGGUGCAUCAUACGAUUAAAGGGAAGCUAUGGCUGGUCCACUUCCUAAUGAACAAUUACAAACAUUUAAAGAAGUUCUGCAAAAUCAAGGGCCUGCGGCAGCCGCUGCACAGCUCAAUGCUUAUUUGGAAGAGCAGGAUAAUAUUCCACUUCACAUCGCCGUCACAGGAGAGACUGGCUCUGGUAAAUCCACCUUUGUUAACGCCUUUAGAGGCAUAGACAACAAGGAUGAGAAUGCCGCCCCUACUGGUUGUGUAGAAACCACCAUGAAGGUCGAAUCAUACCCCCAUCCACAAUAUCCCAAUGUUACACUGUGGGAUCUUCCUGGAAUUGGCACCCCCAAUUUUCCAGCUGACAAGUACCUGCAGCUUGUUGGCUUUGAAAGAUUUGACUUCUUCAUCAUCAUCUCAGCUGAUCGCUUCAGAGAAAAUGAUGUGAAACUCGCUCUGGAGAUUCAGAAGAUGGGGAAGAAGUUCUACUUUGUUCGCUCAAAGAUUGACAAUAACAUGCGUGAGGCAACAAGAAGUCAAAGAGAUUUCAAUGCUGAAGAUACCCUUAAAAAAAUCAGAGACGACUGCAUUAAAGGUCUUGAAAAUCAAGAUAUACGGUCUCCACAAGUCUUCCUGGUCUCCAGCUUUGAUCUCCACCUGUAUGACUUCCGUCUGUUAAUGGAGACCCUGGAGAGAGAGCUUCCUGCACACAAGAGAGAUGUUCUGCUGUUAGCAGUGGCGGCUCCAGAGUAUUUUAGUUGGGGAAUCUAUGCAGCAGAGGAAGUGUCCAGAUUUAUUCCAUUUUUUGGAUUUGUAGCAGCAGCGGCCAUCUCUUAUGCCUGCACCUACAGAGCUCUCACUACUAUCCUCAACAUGCUUGCUGAGGAUGCUCAGAGGGUAUUCAGAAAGGCCCUGGACUUGGACACCUCAGUGUGA